This is a messenger RNA of Schistocerca piceifrons (Central American locust), 4137 nucleotides long. RefSeq lists its product as uncharacterized. The transcript is spliced from 18 exons. Lineage: Eukaryota; Metazoa; Arthropoda; Insecta; Orthoptera; Acrididae. Gene Ontology annotation, cellular component: membrane. Bases 1 to 4137 code for a protein of 1378 amino acids. Gene Ontology annotation, biological process: proteolysis. The record is from RefSeq and is a predicted model, not a curated record. Gene Ontology annotation, molecular function: protein binding; serine-type endopeptidase activity.
AUGGCCAGUAGUGUAUUUGUCGACUUUAGGUGCAGCCGGUCGGGCAGCGUGUCGGUGGUGGCGGGCGGCAGCGCCGAGCUGGCGCUGCUCGAGCUGCUGCUGGCCAGGGAGCGCGACCCGCUCCAGCACCAGCACCAGCUGCAGCACCAGCACCAGCACCACGCCUUCCCCAGGAGGCACUCCGCGCACUGCUACCCCACCGAAGACGACGCGCACCUCUCCAUGGUAACUACCCAGGUGCCGCCGCUGCCGCUGAGGCCUCCGGCGGUGCCCGAGCGCAGCGGCAAGCAGGCGGCAGGAGGAGCGGGGGCGGCAGCAGGGGCGGCCACGCCAACGACCACGGCGGCCGCAGUUGCCGCGGCGGCGGCGGCGCUGCGCUACGGCUUCCACGGGCUGCAGCAGCAGGCGCCGCCUCCGCUGCCGCCGCCGUUCGCCGGCAAGCAUCCCAAGCUGCCGCCCGUGCUGGCCGGCGGCGGCACGCAGGCGCUCGGCCGCAAGGGGUCGCCGCCCGUGUCGCCGCUCAGCAAGCACUUCUCGCAGGCGCUGGCGCAGCACCACAAGGCGCAGCCGCAGGAGCACGACCAGCUGGAGCAGUACCGCCAGCUGCGCCAGCAGCAGCAGGCCGAGCUGCUCAAGCUGCAGCAGCAGCACAAGCAGGAGCACCAGCUCAAGUACUCGCAGCCCGGCACCCAGCAGGACUACCACCUCUACCAGCAGGCCAGGCAGCAGCAGCAGCAGCAACAGCACAUCGCCAUCGACCAGCACCGCCCCUCAGCCUUCCAGCAAGGCCACGGCAGACCGGACUACGCGGAACAGUAUCAACAGGUGCGGCACCACCAGGAUGCACUUCAGCAGAACGGCUACAAGCAGCAACAGGUCCAGCAGUACCAGCCCAAACAGAACAAUAUUGACGCGUACUUCCAGCACAAGACACAACAGCAGCAGGUGCAGUCUGUUAAGCAAGACCACAUGGGAAACUAUCGGCAGACGAGGCAGGAACAAGAAAAGCAACAGCUGCAGUUUAACCAGGACCUCUCACAGCAGCAGCAGCAGAUGGAGCGUCAGCAGCAGAUGGAGCGACAGCAACAGCAAGAACAUAAACUAGUGGACCUCCAGACUCAGCAGACGCACCUAAAUGACCAGCAGUCGCUUCACCAGUCCAGGAUGCAGCAACAGCACCGACUCCAGCAGCCACCGGAACGACCAGAGUUCCCACAACAGCCUCACCAGCUGCAGUGCCAGGAACUCCAGCAGCGCUACCAGCUUUUCAAACAACAACAGCAAAAGCAAAAAGCGCAGCAGCAGUACCAACAAGCGCAGAAACUGCAGCAGCAGCAGCAGCAACAACAACUGCACGAGUCCCCUCAGCGAGCCCAUCCAGCCCGUACUGAUGUACAGCAUUUGUCCGGAAGGCAGGAUCAGCAAACAGAAAGCCAACAGCAACAGCUUUACAAGCAAGAUCAACAACGACAGGCCCAACAAAAGGCCCAGAUCCAAGCACAAAUCCAACAACAACAACAGAAACAACAACAGAAUCAUGCACAGUACAUCAAACAGAGCCAGUCCCAGGUUAAUCAGCAACCACACUCACAGCAACAACAACAACAACAACCACCUCAGAAUGUACCACAGCAACAACAGGGACAACAAAGGCCACAGAGCAAACCGAACCAGCAGAUGGCACAAGUUUCCUCACAGCAUCAACAGGAACAGCAACAGCAUAAAACUCAACAGCAGCCACAAGUAGCUCAGCAACAGACGCCGACGACGCCGGCGGCAGGGACUGGUACCUCCAGCUCGACGCCGAAUGGCGGCAAGGUAUCUGUGCGCCAAGAUUCGAAUGUGUCGAGCGACAGCUUCAGCCAGAAUUCGUCGCCGAGCUACACGACCAAGUCCAUGGAGACUCCACUGCUGCCGCGGUCGUACCAGGCGCACUCUUCGAGCGCCGGAGCGCCUCGUGGCUUUGGGGCGUCCAAGGGCGGGGGCGGCGUCGGCGGGGCCGGACUGGGGGAGGCGGCAGCCGCCGCUGACGCCUCCGGAGCGUCGGCCAGCCCCGCCAUCGCCAACGGCAGCGCUGCCCUCACCAAGAGCAUCUCCACUCCUGCCUCGCUCCAGACCAUCGUCCGGUUCCACCACGGCUCCAACAUGUCUUUGCAUCACAGAAUAAUCCGAGACAUGCGGCGGCCGUCGACGCACUACAUCACACAGGGGCGGCUGCGCUUCCGGUUCGCGCAGGUGCUGGUCAACGCCAUCGCGCUGCUCGCCAUCGCCGGGGGACUCGCCGCCUACUUCAAAGCCUACCCGUCGACGGUGCGCUACGUGAACAAGACGGUGACGACGACGACGGUGGCGCUCACCAAGCCCACGCAGGACAACCCCAUGCCCGGGAUUUGUCUGCCAGUGAUAGUCACAUUCUGCCACUAUCACAAGAUCCCGUACAACUACACUAUGUUCCCUAACUACAUGGGACACUUCACCCAGCGAGACGCACAAACUGAGCUGGAGGUGUACGACGUGGUGGUGGACGUGCGCUGCUACGAGCUGGCGGCGCUCUUCCUCUGCUCUGUCUUCGUCCCCAAGUGCGGCCCCAACGGCGAUCUGGUGCGGCCGUGCCGCGGUCUCUGUAAAGAAACGAAGCGGCGCUGCGGCUUCUUCCUGGAGGUGUUCGGGCUGGCGCUGCCCGACUACCUGGAGUGUGACCUCUUCCCAGAGGACCCCGACACCAACGUCUGCGUGGGACACCGCGAGGUCGCCGAGGCCAAGCUGCGCGCACAGAAGCCGGUGUGCACAGCGGGAUUCCAGUGCGACGUGAAACGUUGCAUCCCCAAGGACUGGCGCUGUGACGGCCACGUCGACUGCCAGGACCGCACCGACGAACUGCACUGCGAGACGUGCUCCAAGCAAGGCCUGAUCCACUGUGGGGAGAAACGAUGCAUGUCGCAGAGCCAUGUGUGUGAUGGGAUCGUCGACUGCCCCUGGGGACAAGACGAACGCAACUGCCUGCGGCUAAGCGAGCGCAUGGGGGACGAGGGCAGCGGCGUGCUGGAGGUGUUCCAGCCGGAGCAGCAGGCGUGGCGGCCCGCCUGCAUCAGCCACUGGGGCUCCGGCGCCUCGGCGCGGGACCUCUGCGCCAUGCUCGGAUACACGGUUGCCAAUUCUAGUGAACUGACGAUGCUCAGCGGUAUCAGCAAUGUACGCACAGUCAGCUCAAACAGCAGCAGCGGCGCCUACACUGGCGACACUAUGUGGAGGACGACCAAGCAACGCAACGUGCUGAAGGAGCUGCGCACCUGCACGGGGAAGGACUAUGCUACGGUGAAGCUCACCUGCUCCAACUUUGCUUGUGGUCAAAGAAGACAUCCAAAUUACCCGCGAGCCUCUACGAGAAUUGUCGGAGGAUUUGAAUCAACUCCAGGGGAUUGGCCGUUUCUAGCAGCACUACUAGGAGGCCCGGAAGAAGUGUUUUACUGUGCUGGAGUGCUCAUCGCAGACCAGUGGGUGCUGACCGCGUCACACUGCGUCGGAAAUUUCAGCCAUUCUGAACCUUCUGGUUGGACGAUCCAGCUUGGUAUCACAAGACGCCACUCUCACUCAUUUUAUGGUCAGAAAAUGAAAGUUCGGCGUGUUGUUCCACAUCCUAUGUAUAACAUGGGUGUUGCUCAUGACAAUGAUGUUGCUCUUUUUCAAUUGAAGACAAGGGUCCGAUUCCAUGAACAUUUGCUACCCGUCUGCUUACCCCCUGCCAAUCAUGAGCUUCACCCUGGUACACGCUGCACUGUCAUUGGAUGGGGCAAAAAGGAGGAUAAAGAUGCAUCGGAAUAUGAACCAGCUGUGAAUGAAGUUGUUGUUCCUGUCCUGAAUCGAAAUCUGUGCAAUAUGUGGUUAGUGCACAAAGAUCUGAAUGUGACUGAAGGCAUGAUAUGUGCAGGUUAUGCGGAGGGUGGGAAAGAUGCAUGUCAGGGAGAUUCUGGUGGGCCUCUACUGUGCCAAGACGAAAAAAAUCCUGAUCGAUGGUUUGUUGGUGGUAUUGUUAGUUGGGGGAUUAAAUGUGCUCAUCCUCAUCUUCCUGGAGUAUAUGCAUAUGUACCACGGUAUGUUCCAUGGAUCAAACAACAGAUGGCUUUAUAUUCUGACUGA